AUGUAUGAAUUUAACGAAAAUGACCUUAAUAAUAUUAUUCCUCCACCCUCACAAAUAGAUGCCCAAAAGAUGGUAGACGAAAUAAGAGAUAAUAUUCAUCGCAGACCUCCAAAUGGCUUUAUGAUAUAUCGAAAAGUGUGUUGCAAAACACUUAAAAAACAUGGAAAAAAAGUGAGGGGAAACAUUUCCAAACCUAUCGCUAAUUCUUGGAGAAACUUACCUAAGCCUAUCAAAGAUGAAUAUAAAAAUAAAGCAGAUGAAGUAAACGAAUUGUUAAUUAAAAAAAGAAAACAUAAUUUCACCGAUUCGCACAGAUCCAUUUAUUGUUCAAGAUCAUUUGACUUUCGUCCUGACUUUCCUUACUUUGGAUCAGAAGACGAGGAAGAUAGAUAUCUCAAGUUAAUUCUUCCCCAUCACGAAUUUGAAGAAUUCGUGGUUAAUCGAAAUUUUAGAAAGUUCAUAAAUCACGAAGACUAA
Molecule: messenger RNA, 477 nt
Organism: Diversispora eburnea
Lineage: Eukaryota; Fungi; Glomeromycota; Glomeromycetes; Diversisporales; Diversisporaceae
Source: the annotation of a GenBank genome assembly